CAUGAUAAAAAUCUGUAAACUAUUGGAGCAUCGAAUAUUUUCCGGUAAAAGACGAACCGAUAACAUUAUCAACCGUACGUCGUGCCGACUGCCGAAUGCCGUGAGGAAACGAUAAGAAUUACGAACGACGAGAGAGACCGAUUUGUCAGUUAGUUUAUUAGUUACGAGUUACAAUUGAUUUUGAAAACCUGAUGAGACGUUCGUCUCGCUUGGCGUUUAGUUUUCCAUUGUGCGCCCGGCAAUUGAAACGCGGGCGUUUUGCACUGUGGAUACCGAAAGUCGAUUUUUAUGUCCAGUGAUCGACUACGAUGCAGCGUGUCAAAAUAUUAACCGUAGUGUUAUCCCGGAACCGUUGGAAAGAUCCGUUUGGCAUCCACCCGGCGAUGACAGAUUGGACACGACGGCGACGGGUGCACACGUCGUGCGCGACUUUUGAGUUCCACGAGUAUGAUAAGCGGAGCGGCUAUGACACAGGGUUUGAGAUCGCUGAAUCGCGAACCGAGAGAAUUCGCCUGGGUCUGAAACAGCUCAAAAAAGAAAUCGAACUAUGGAAAAAUGAAAUGAAAGAGGUCUUGAUCAGUGACCCCAUACUCGAUUACAGAGCAGGAGAAGUGGAUGUGUUCUGGAGAUUUCACGAAGAAUCUUCGUUGGAUCAUUGGAUUGUCACUAGUGAUAGUGAUCAUGCUGAAGGUUUUAGUAAUUGUGAAUUAAAAAUAAGUCAUCAAGGUUGUGGACUCUUUCAUGGAAAUCUAUGUUCAAGAGUUCCAAAAGAUGGAAAAAUUCAAAAUUCUGGUUAUUGCAAUAUGAUAACAAAACGUGUUUCUAAAUCUUUUCAACGUGAUAGUUUUUUAGACUGGAGUCCUUACACACAUCUUAAUUUACGUUUAAGAGGUGAUGGACGAAGUUAUCUAAUAAACAUACAUGUGUCUGGACAGUUUGAUAUAAUGUGGAAUGAUGUAUUUACAUUUGUGCUUUAUACUCGAGGUGGGCCAUAUUGGCAAACCACAAGAAUACCAUUUUCAAAAUUCUUUUUUGCCAGCAAAGGACGUAUACAAGAUAAACAAGCACCAUUGCCAUUAUACAGAGUUACUCAUUUUGGUAUUACGGUAUCAGAUAAAUCUGAUGGCCCUUUUCAAUUAGAAUUGGAUUAUAUUGGCGCUGAUUUUGAUCCUACGCAUCAUGAAGAGACUGCAUAUGAAAUGUAUGAAGUUAAACAAAAUUAUAUAGUUGGAACAUAAAUUCAUAACUUGUUAUAAUAUUAGUUUAUAGAUUAUUUAUGUUUAUA
This is a messenger RNA of Melanaphis sacchari, 1285 nucleotides long. It is a transcript of the gene CIA30, whose product is annotated as complex I intermediate-associated protein 30, mitochondrial. NCBI's taxonomy places the organism in Eukaryota, Metazoa, Arthropoda, Insecta, Hemiptera, Aphididae. Bases 309 to 1238 code for a protein of 309 amino acids. The transcript is spliced from 4 exons. Gene Ontology annotation, biological process: mitochondrial respiratory chain complex I assembly; mitochondrial electron transport, NADH to ubiquinone. The record is from RefSeq and is a predicted model, not a curated record. Gene Ontology annotation, cellular component: mitochondrion.